Molecule: messenger RNA, 1134 nt
Organism: Ogataea parapolymorpha DL-1
Lineage: Eukaryota; Fungi; Ascomycota; Pichiomycetes; Pichiales; Pichiaceae
Exons: 1
Coding region: 1-1134 (377 amino acids)
Source: RefSeq, a predicted model, not a curated record
AUGCCUCCGCACCGAAAAAGGGGCAGACCACCAAACGCGUUUUACGAGCAGCGGGGGCUCACGCCUCCAUCCCGCCAGUCGCAUAAUAGAGAACAGCCCCCUCCGCCUCCUCGCGAGCCGCAGCCUCCCGUCAACAUAUUUUCGCACCCUAUAUACAAUCUCCCUAUUCCUCCGCCCAAUUCUGUGGAAUCGCAGCUUCUAAACGACGAGGUGGACGUUUUCUCGUUUCGACAGUCUGCAGCAUUCAAAUUCAAGCUGAAUAACGAAUUGUUGGAGAACGUGCUGAGCAAGUUUGUGCCGUUUACUAAAAUCGUUCCUCCGUCCUCGUUUCCCGUGUGUCUCGUUAACGGCAAAACCAUUGACGCCGAGAACGUGUCUUCUGAAGAAGAGAUUAGGCAGAGUUUGGAAAAGCCAACGGCUGCAGACAGCCAUUGCGGAAACCUGCGGGUCAUGAAGUUGAAACAAGAGUAUCAGAGGAAACUUAUUGAUCAACUAGAGUCGGAAACAAUCAAUGAAAACAUUGACGAGAGAUUUGCUUACGAGACGGAAAAAAUCAAUCUAUUAUCUGAUACAUUCCAGGACUACGACGUGACAAAGCUGGACCAAUUUGAACUUAUGGUGGAUAGUAUAACAGACGACCUAAAGGCCAAAUUCAACAUGAAAAUUCAGGAUGACGAAUUGUUCAAAAAAUAUCGGCUAGAUUUUGAGCAGCGCAAGUGCACCUUGGAGGAAUACCGUCAAGCAAGCGAAUCGAUCCUCAGACGCAGAAAGGAGGCAGAGGAUCGCAAGCUACGGCUAGAACAAGAGCUUGCCGAAAAGAAGAGGCAAGAAGAGGAAUUAAUGCACAAACAGCGUCAGGAGGAAGAGCAGCGCAGAGCGCUGGAAGCUCAGAACAGACGCAGUGAGGAGGCUUCUGCAAUGCCCGUUCCUAAUGCUACCCCGGCACAGCAGGAAAUACUGGGCGAAGCUCAUUUCGACGAUCCGUUCACCGCGGGUGCCCAGAACGGCAAUUUCGAGUUUGACAAUAACCUAUUGUACGCCGGUUCGGACGAUUUAAUGAUUGGCGAUGAUGGUGCAUUUGGAGCUCUUGACGACCAGGUGUUCCUCGACAACCUCCACGGAAACUUAGAAUGA